This is a messenger RNA of Erigeron canadensis, 1218 nucleotides long. RefSeq names its product protein FLX-like 3. The coding region runs from base 108 to 944 and encodes 278 amino acids. Lineage: Eukaryota; Viridiplantae; Streptophyta; Magnoliopsida; Asterales; Asteraceae. The record is from RefSeq and is a predicted model, not a curated record. The transcript has 5 exons.
CUUUUCCCGUCUAUAAUAAUAAUAAUAAUAAUAAUUCUGUAUAUAAUCCUCCUUUUGCAAAUUUCUCUGAAGAAAUAUCUAAUCGGCGAUUCAAAGUUUCAUAUUAAAUGGCUGGAAGAAACAGAUAUCCUCAUGAGGCAUAUGACAGUCAUCGUGGGUAUCCCCCGGAAAGGCCUCCCUCCCGGAUUCCUAUGGGUCGACCUAUGCCACCCCAUCCCAUCAUGCUGGAAGAAGAACUUGAAAUGCAACAUCAUGAAAUUCGCAGGCUUUUAGGAGAGAAUAGAAGGUUAGUUGAUGAUCGCGUUGUUCUGCAACGAGAGUUAGGUGCUGCGAGAGAAGAAGUUAGGCGAAUGAACAUUGCAAUAGAUGAUAUCAGAGCAGAUAAUGAGAUGCGUUCAAGGCAGCUUAUUGAUGAUGGCAUGAAACUCGAAGCUGAUCUUCGUGCUACUGAGCCUUUAAAAAAAGAGGUUAUCCAACUCCGUGAUGAAGUAAAGAGGCUUAGUUCUAUUAGGCAUGAUCUAUCUGGGCAGGUUAAGACUCUCACGAAAGACAUUGAGAAAUUACAAGCUGAAAACAAGCAACUUCCAGCGUUACGAGCAGAGCUUGAGGGACUACACAAGGAGCUUAUGCAUGCUAGAUCCGCCAUUGAUUACGAGAAGAAGGGUGCUUUUGAGCUUAUGGAUCAAAAAGAAGCAAUGGAAAAGAAUUUGGUAUCUAUGGCACGGGAAGUUGAAAAUCUUAGGGCAGAACUUGCAAAUACUGAUUCUAGAUCGUGGGGUAUUGGUGGAUCAUACAGGCUGAAUCACGGCAGUUCUGAUGGCAGUUAUCUUCGUCCUUAUGGCGAUGCAUAUGGACAUCAACUGGGUGCUGCUGACAAUCGUCUAUAUGGCUCAAGUUCUACUCUAUGGGAAGACCUUGAGAAAUCUCGAAUGACUCGUCGCUGACAUGUGGAUGGAACAUCUUCAACCCAAAAGGCACAUCUUCUUGUCAAAAUUAUUCUGUGUCCAUUACGGAGUGGGUCGAUGUGUAUGGUUCUUCUCAGUUAUGUUUACAUCGGUAAUCCCUUUGUUUGCUCUCAUUAGCCAUCUUAGGUAAGUGAAAGAAAAAAGGAUUAUUGGGUUGUUUUCUAUUACCGAUACCAACAAGGACUCUUUUGUGUGGUUGCCAUCUCAAGUUCUUAAUUAGUAAUUGAAGCAUAUGAGUUAGAGACUUUUUAAA